This is a messenger RNA of Aspergillus chevalieri, 3207 nucleotides long. RefSeq lists its product as uncharacterized. The record is from RefSeq and is a predicted model, not a curated record. The transcript is spliced from 2 exons. Lineage: Eukaryota; Fungi; Ascomycota; Eurotiomycetes; Eurotiales; Aspergillaceae. The coding region runs from base 1 to 3207 and encodes 1068 amino acids.
AUGUCAUCGGUUUUGAAUUAUGCCCCAAGCCGCUCGGGAGUGUCCUCUCUGAGAGCGGCGCAAUUGUUCAGUUGGUUCAAGGGGAAUCGUCGACAUAAAUCUUCCGCCGCUAUAUAUCAGACAACAGCCGCGAGAUUCCACAAUGCGCCCCAUGCGCCUUUACAUCCUCGAUCCGGGCGCCGCGGCCUGACUUCUGCCCACAGCACGACUUCUCCGGUAUCCGAAUCCCAGAAUGACAGACGAGGCGGGAGUGAAAAUACUCGACGAUUUCUAUUGAACGAUUGGUGGGAUAAGCUGCGGCACCAAUCCCAGUUAAACGAGUCUUAUUCAUCUCCAAAUUCAGGCAUAGAGAGGGGUAGUGGACAAGGACAAUGCACAGAAAGAAAACGGAGUGAAUUGCAGCGAAGGCGUCGCGAAUCGAUCCAACGAAGGAGGAGGCACAAAAAGCGCAUUCAUCCGACUCCGUCAGAUUACUUAAUGGCUGUUUUGCAAAAUGCGCAUCUUACCUCCCAGCAACCGAGUGACGAACUCAAGAAACCAAAUCGACUCUCGUUCCAAACGAUUCUAGCUGAGUAUCUUAGACUGGUUGACCCGAUUCUGGUCCGAACGAAAGAUAUCCGUGCUGCACAAGAGUUAGAGUUGGACUGUGCGCUAAAGGAGGUUUUCUGCGAAAGACAUCUUGAGUAUCUAGCGGCCCGUCAAUAUGGUAUUGUGGAUGUGAUGACCUGGGCAUGGAUACUCAAGAGCAAUACGGUCUAUGAUGCUAUCCUUCGGAUUUUUGCCUUGGAAGGAAAACAGGGAAAUCAGCAUCAUGGUGCUGUCCGGAAAGUCCCCAUAUUCAUCCCGCUGAUGCUACUGCGAAGGUCAAGGUUUGAUGCAAGAACCUUUCGUUUGGUUCUCAUUUACUUCUUACAUCUCAUGAGUGGUGAACCAAUCCCAACACUUCGUUCCGCCCUGGCGCCGAUAAAGAAGGAGACGGAGUAUAUGAUGAAGCUUCAACCGGCAAAACGCGACUCCUCAAUUGAUGCCAGCACGUGCAUGUUAUCAGUCGUUCGCUUACUCCGCCAUGCUAGACAAGUUUGGCCACAAACCCAGCUGACUAUUGCGCGUGCACUUGCUGAUUUUCUGACACAUUCAAGUGAUCAGGAAAAUUGUUCAGAAGUUUCCGCGGGACGUAUAAACCGGUAUCGGGCCGAGAAAUUCAACCUAUGUCUCUGGUUACUUUCAUUACCUUCCAAAUCAGGCCCCUUUGUGUCCGCUUCGAUACAGCAGCAAGCCCAGUUUGAACUACUCAAGGCCAUGGCGAGUCAUAAACCGGUCCUCCCAGUAACGCGACGAGGCUAUCAAGGUGUAAUCGCAGUUCAACUGGCACAUAAAAAAACACUAGCUGAGCGACAGGCGGCCGAGCUCAAAGCCCCGUCCUGGCCGCCAUGGAAGGAAGAGAAACUCGGAAUAGACUCCCAUCGUGGAAUUGAGGGAAUGACGAGUCGGGCAAUGCAAGUAAUGACUCAGAUGAGAGAGGCCGGCUAUUCUCAUACACGUUGGGAAGAAGUUUCAUCCAUCUUUGCUGGCUGGGACACGGAUCGAAGCCCAACAAUUCAAACCCGAACGCUGAUGCGUCGACCACAGUCUUUACCUGAGCCUCGUGGAAGCACGCAAGAUGAUCAGGCCAUCUGGGUUGCUCGCAUCCGGGCUACGCGUACAGUGCGAGAAGCUUGGGCAUGCUUUCUCUCAUAUCAAGACCAGGGUCUUUCUCCUCGUUUGAGCAUUUAUACGGCCAUGGCAGAGAAGCUUAUUUUCCGUCGGAAAGCGGUUGAAGCCCAUUUCGACGAGACCAGUGACGCCUUGCCUGGAGAUGGCCCAGAGAUAUUUCCAGAACCAGCAUCCGCUCGAGAUCUGAUAUAUGUGCACUCGGAGCCGCCAACCCUGGAAGAACUACUGAGGCGCAUGCUCUUUGAUGAAAUCAAGCCAUCCGGGAGGCUCUUGGAAUUACUUCUUUGGGCUGCACCCAGCUUCAGAUCAGGCCUUGAUUACCUCCGUUCCAGCAAUCUAUCUAACGAUCAGAUCGAGUCAUUGUGCACCGUGCGAGGCUAUGGGGACCAGAGCGUCAAACAGCAGAGGACCUUGACUAGAUUACCUAACAGUCUAUUCUCAUCCUUUGUCGGAUUUCUUUGCAAAUAUUCGAAUUUUAAUCCACUCUACCUGGCUCGGUCCGAUAUUCGUACGGCUGAUCUUUUCCCGGUUGUGAUGGGCCACUAUCGAGCGAAAAGACAUGCGGGGACCUCAACAACGCUGUUUGAGAAUUCACAGACUGGUGAAGAUCUUCAACACCCCAUGACGCUAUCACAUGCGGUCCAACUCGUCAAAUUGCGAAAUUCACAACAUCCCUUGCCGUGGAUUCGACUCCUCUCAGCGCUUGGUGCAGACCGGAUCAGCGUACCUUACCGUAAAAUGAGCCGGACAACCCAGCGUGUCCUUGCUUGGCAUGAAGUCCUGGAAGUCGCGAGGUUGAUGCAAGAACGGAAAAUAGAGAUGGGACCUCAAGGGUUCCAGAUCCUUUGCAGCACCUACGCAAGAGCAGUAUCUUCAGGAGGCCAGCAUCCAAUGGCGGCUGAGGAUGGUCUAGAGCUCGUCAUCCAUGCGAAACGGAACGGAAGCCUGCCUCACCUUGGUUGGGUUUGUGAGACAUUGGAGGACAUGACGGAUGCUGGUAUUGGCAUAUUGAAGGGCUACUUCGACAGACUUGUUCUGUCAGACCCAGCUACUUCUCUCUUUCAUGAUGACUUUACGUUAUCUGAAGAGACCACUACUGAUUCUCAGGAAACCAUCCCUUCCAUGCUCCACGUUCCUUCACCUGCCGUUCUCCACGCCUUUGUCAGGGCUCUCGGGAUAGCUGGGGAUAACACUGGCCUUCUCGGUAUUCUUCAGUGGAUGAGCAACCACGCAUCUACGUUGAAGGAGGCCGCUGAUGAGUAUCUUAAUGGCGAACGCAUGAUGCGGCGAACCCUGGUUGCCGCUCGAGUUUUUGUUGAAGGGCCGCCUUGGGGUAAACCAUCUCUACGCGAUUCGAAUGAUCCCGAGAAGUUGAUUUUCCCGGAUGUUUUGGUGGAGAAGGCAUACGAUAUAAUUACGGAGACGCCUCUUUGGGAUGGCUGGCCGAGUGACGAGGAGGUUCGGGAAUAUGUAAAUAGAGAGACACGAUUAUAG